Molecule: messenger RNA, 5345 nt
Organism: Anneissia japonica
Lineage: Eukaryota; Metazoa; Echinodermata; Crinoidea; Comatulida; Comatulidae
Product: guanine nucleotide-binding protein subunit beta-1-like
Exons: 9
Coding region: 232-1254 (340 amino acids)
Biological process (GO): G protein-coupled receptor signaling pathway
Cellular component (GO): heterotrimeric G-protein complex; cytoplasm
Molecular function (GO): protein binding; signaling receptor complex adaptor activity
Source: RefSeq, a predicted model, not a curated record
CAUCAUUUUCAGGAGCUAGUGACCAUUUUCCAAGGGACCCCACCCUGACCGUGCGAAUGAUAGAGUUUCUGUAAUGGUUGGAACACACUCAUUUUGACAGGGAAUAACAUACAGAAUUAUAAUAAUACGGACAUUUUCUGAAGGAGUUUAGUUCUAGGGCCUCCCUGGAGCACACACCCAGCACAUAGAUUUUUUUUUCAAUUUUCUAUAUAGUAUUUAAAAAAUUUCAAGAUGACUUCAGAGUUGGAAACCCUAAGGCAAGAGGCAGAGUCCCUCAAGAACCAAAUUAGAGAUGCCAGAAAAGCUGUCAACGAUACAUCCCUAUUUACAGUAACACAGAGCCUGGAAGUUGUAGGACGCAUACAAAUGAGAACCAGGAGAACACUUAGAGGUCAUUUGGCCAAAAUAUAUGCUAUGCACUGGGCAUCUGAUUCCAGUGAUUGUAGAAACCUAGUAAGUGCAUCCCAAGAUGGUAAACUUAUUGUUUGGGAUUCCUAUACAACCAACAAGGUGCAUGCAAUUCCACUUCGUUCUAGUUGGGUAAUGACAUGUGCCUAUGCACCUUCCGGCAACUUUGUAGCUUGUGGUGGCCUCGAUAACAUCUGUUCAAUUUAUAGCCUGAAAACCAGGGAAGGCAAUGUCAGAGUUAGCAGAGAACUCCCUGGUCAUACUGGUGAGUACCUGUACCUCUUCACUACCUCUGUUACAUCCUAUGCAAGUCUGGUCUGUGGCCUUUGGGAUAUUGAAACAGGCCAGCAAACCACAUCCUUCACUGGCCACACUGGUGACGUAAUGAGCCUCUCCCUCGCACCCGAUUGUAGAACAUUUGUUUCAGGAGCUUGUGACGCUUCUGCAAAACUGUGGGACAUUCGAGAUGGCAUGUGUAAACAAACGUUCACAGGCCACGAGUCGGAUAUCAAUGCCGUUUGCUUCUUCCCAAACGGCAAAGCAUUCGGCACUGGUUCUGACGAUGCUACUUGUAGGCUUUUUGAUAUUCGCGCGGAUCAAGAAUUGGCACUCUAUUCUCAUGACAACAUCAUCUGCGGUAUCACGUCCGUGGCCUUCUCAAAGAGUGGUCGUUUGCUAUUGGCCGGUUAUGAUGAUUUUAACUGCAAUGUGUGGGACUCAAUGAAAGGUGAACGCGCUGGAGUCCUUGCAGGUCAUGACAAUCGGGUUAGCUGCUUGGGAGUGACAGAAGACGGAAUGGCCGUAGCCACAGGCUCAUGGGAUAGUUUCUUAAAGAUAUGGAAUUAAUUGGACUUGCCCCCUCCCUUCUCACUAGCAAUUGUAUUAUAUUUAGCCUAACUCAUUUAAUACGAUGGGUUCUGUCCUGCCCUCAAAAUGUAGUGAAUUGUGCUAAAAUGGGCUGAAUAGGAGGAGACGUGAGUAAGUCAGGCCAUAGUUGUCUUUGUCUAGUAGUGACACGGUGUACAAAAGCUCAAAUUCAAACAUUAAAAAAAUCUUUGAAAAAAAUAACGAAGAAAAAGACCUAGGAAAAAAUUGUCAGUCGUUUUGAGUAUGUUUUAGGCAAUGGAAUCUGUCGUGGGAGUGCAGCCGGUUCAAUAGCCGGACUCUCUUGUUGUGUUCGCGUUUCUAAUGAAGCGUUUCAUUCUGGCACAAUAUUGCAAAUUUCACAGGCAUGUUUCAGAUUAAGGAAUUGACUUCUCCCAACACAACUGUUCUUGAACUCUUGUACAGCGCCCUCUACAUAUCAGACAGGAGCAGUGUUUGGGGCACAGCAUGGGACAAUAUGGGUCAAGUGUGGUAGCCCAUCGUGUAGUAUGUGGCCAUGACCACCCAUUUUUAUUGUGUUUGGCGCAUCGGCGUGCACGCACAAACUUAUCCCGAGUCCUCUGAUCACUGUCGGGCAUUGUGCGUGUAGUUUCACUGUUAGCCUUCUUGCAUCGACGACUGUUGCUGAUCAGAACGAGAUUACAAGCUGUUAAUUAUAUUGCUUGAAAACAAAUCGUAGUGUGAUCUUUCUCUGUGAGAUUUACGUUCUAGACGUUAGUAUAACUUAAUAGUCUCUUUUUAUCGGGUUUUAAUGCGUCAUGGAACACCGCUUAUCACCCUAGUUUGAUGUAAAUGAAAAUGAAAACUUUAACAUGUUUAUAUUUUCUUUUGUCCCUCAAGACCUUUUUUUUUUUAUUACCUUUUACUUAUUUGUAUUUUAAAUAUUUAAUACACACUGGGUAAUAAUAUUUGGGCCAAAUUCUCUAUGCCCGGACUUUAAGAGAUUUUUGUAGUGAUUCUGUUCACUGUUUACCCACCAAAGCAUGGUAUGUUAUCCCUUGUACUGUACUUUACUCGUGUUUAGGCUAGCUAGACAAAUCCUGUGUGCGUGUAAGUUAUCGUGGACAUGCAAUCUUAUAGUCGCACAUUUCAAGUUUUUCGCGAUUGGCAGAAGUGUAAUAUAUUUGUCAAUCGGGGAAGUGGGCUACGUCCAUGUUGGGGGAAGAAAAGGAACUCUGCACCUUAAUUAUAUCUCUGGAAAUGUUUAUUCUGUUUGUCUUAGUAGUUAGAGAAUCGAUGUGAUUUUUUUAAAAUGUUAAUAUGUUUGAAAAAAAUAUAAGAGCAGUUACCAAUUUGACUGCCCUAAAAAAUUUGUACAUCCUGUACAUUUCAAAAGCAUUUGUGCGGAGAUAUUAUAUGGGUACUAAUGAAUUUUCAUCCCUGUUUGAUUAGAUAUAGAACUUAUUUAUCAAAGCAAGUUAAUUUAUCUUGUAACAAUAGUUGACAAGAACCCAUUAGUAAAUCCUUAAGGGAGCAGUAUACAGAUUUGAACCAGCGACAAGAUACAUGGUGCCAUUCUAUCAGACCAUUGCAUGGAUUUUUACUGGGUUUAUUUUGUUCUCUCUCUCUUGGACUCUUUGUGUUUUAGAAGGUGCUAAAGAAUCAUAAAAUUGACUUGUUUCAUUUUUCCAAUUGAGCACAUUAUGAAUCAUGUUUGACAUUAUCUUAGUUGGACCUCUUUAAUUUCUGUUUUGAUUGGAAAUUGUAUAUAUUAUAAAAUAUAUUGAGAGCAAUGAUGAUAGAAACUCUUGCAACAAUCGGUGGACAAUGCAGCAACAUUUUCGUUGAAGUAAUUAUUCCCGCAAACCUCAUCCACACUUUGAGGAGGUUUGUUGCUCGAGUUUCUUUGUCUUGGAAGAAACACUGCACAACAGACCCCAAUGCUGAUUUGGACAUGUGUUGGGAAACUAAACCACUUUUUAUUUGUUUUUGCUUAAUGUUUCUUGUUGACUUUUAAAUUAAUUGUAUAUUGAUCUCUGCUCUCUAUAAUCAUUACAGUUUAUAAUCACAUUUUUACCAGGUAUUUUUUUAAUGUUAUUCAAUAUAGAUUUUUAAAUUUUUGACCUCGGUAUCUAAUAUUUUUCAUUUUGAGCAAGUACGCAAAUCAUUGAAAAUUUAGUGGGUAAUAUUCACAACAUUUGACAUCCCGUAAUAGUGGAUGCCUGUUGCUAUUUGUUACACUUCUUUAUGUUUACCAAGUAGCUAGAAAGCAAUUUAUUAAAUAUAUAACGGAGGUUUACCACUAAGACUCAGUAGAAUGAUAUACAAUUGCCUAAAUAAUGUUGACAAUCGCUGUAUAUCAUUGUAUCAUGAUGUGAUUUCUUUUAUAUUCUCAAUCAUAAUUAUAUAUUAAAAUAUACAUAACCCAUGGGUGACGGAUUUAUUUAAAUGCAAAAAUACAAUAUCCGAUUUCGACGAAAGAAGUAGAUUGAUUUGCGUUCAGUAACCAAGUAAGACACAGUUUUUAUCUGUAUAAGGGUGCAUUUCACGAUAAGAAUGAGUAGGCAUUAUAGGGCAUCUUAUGUGAAUAUUUUAUAACAUAGAUUUAAAAACUCAAACUUGUUCGUUAUGAUUUGAUGUAGUUGUAGGGAAAACAGUUGAUUUGAUUGCGAUAUUUACUGGAUUAUCUCUGUGAGACCUGUGCAACUGGUUCCCGCUUGUUAAUCACCGACAAAAACGUCAUUCAGAAAUAUCGCAUAAAUAUAUAUAUAUAUAAAUAGAUGUUUGAGAGAUGUCACAGACAUGUCAAGGAAAUCAUGAUAUCAUAUUUUGUUUCAAGUUCACCAUGUUGAUUGUUUUUUAUGUUUGCCUCGUUUCGUCAAAAGGAAGAAAAACAAAAAACCAAAACCGGAUGCGAUUCCAGAGGGAACUGCUUCACCAGAGACACAAUGAUGACAUUCCGAUUCAAAAACUCAUGAUUUGGUAGCUUGUGUACUGGCAUGAGCCGUCAUUUUUGUUGUUCUUUACCCCUUUGAAUAUUUUGUAACCUUUGAAAGAGGGCUAUAAUAGAGGAAUGUUUAGUAAGCAUUGUGAUAAGAUGCACGAAUCGGUCAAGCAUGUAAGGGACGGUGCGUUUGAUGUCUUUGUUUUCAUGUCAGGGGUGGGGGAUUAUUAAUGACAGAGUAUUUGAAUGAUGUAUUGUAUUGAACUGUUUGCCAUCCCAGAGGUGAAAAUUAGACCAGACAAUUUUCAUCACUUGGCUCCAGAGUAUGUGCAUAUUGUUAUCUGAAAUGCGCAGUUCAAUAAUAUUCAUGAGAAGAAAUUAUCAUGAUUGACUUUGUAUUGUAAUUGGUGCAUAUUAUCAGAAUGCAAAGUUCAUUAAUAUUCAUGAGAAGAAAUUAUGAUGAUUGGCUUUGUACCGCAAUUGGUGCAUAUUGUUAUCAAAAUGCACAGUUCAUUAAUAUUCAUGAAAGGAAAUUAUCAUGACUGGCUUUGUAGCGUAAUUCCAUUAUCACAAGUAAAAGAUACAGUAUUCCAUUUUAUAGAUGAAAGUAGUAGAUUAGUCACAACACUUGAUAGUUGAUACUUUUAAAGGUUCCAUUCUGCUUCACAUGUUCUCUUGGUGUAUAACUUUUGAAUUGUAGGAAAUUAGGUCAUGAAUAACCAUGUUGUCAUGUAUUAUCUACAGUAUUUACUUGGUGACAAAAUGGGGCGGAGCUUCAAUAAGCCACGCCUUUUUUGGGGGUGGUGACUCUAUGAGCCACAUCCCACUGGGGCAAAGCUUUUAAGUCACAUUCCCACUCUGGAGAGGAGCUUCAUUGAUCCCCUAUUGGGUGGAGCUUCAAUGAGCCACAUCCCAUCUUUGGGGGUGGAGUUUCUAUAAGCCACGCCCCUUCUUUUAGUCUUUUUCUCACGCUGAUUUUGUAAGUUGGUAAAGCUAGCUAUCUUAAUGUGUAAGGUGUUUUUGUGUAUCGGACACGGAUAAUAUUUAGUAGCCUCUGUGACGUGUGGUGCUGCAGGGCCAUUCUUAAGACAUGCGCACCUAUCGAUACAUCUUGUGGACUUAUGUAUGAUGUGAUUAAUUUGUCAAUAAAUGUUCCCACAGUAGAAAA